Molecule: messenger RNA, 879 nt
Organism: Tarenaya hassleriana
Lineage: Eukaryota; Viridiplantae; Streptophyta; Magnoliopsida; Brassicales; Cleomaceae
Product: glutaredoxin-C5, chloroplastic-like
Exons: 5
Coding region: 66-620 (184 amino acids)
Biological process (GO): cellular response to oxidative stress
Cellular component (GO): cytoplasm
Molecular function (GO): glutathione disulfide oxidoreductase activity
Source: RefSeq, a predicted model, not a curated record
GAGGAGAAGAACCAAAUAGAGAGUUUCUGGAAAGCUGUACCUGUUGUAGAGUGCUACAAAUCGCCAUGGCAGUCGCAUCUAACCUCACGAAUCUGCCAUCGAAAUCGCUGGUUCCAGUUCGCUCGCUCUCUUCCUCUUUCUUCCACGCACCCGACAUCGGGAAUUCCGUCAGAUUACCGUUGAAGAGAUGUCCGGAAUCGACAUCAAUCGGGUUCAAGUCACGGAGAUCAACCGGGUGUUCUGUUAGGGUCAUGUCUUCUUCUUCUUCUUCUUCUUCGUCUUCCUCGUUCGGAUCGAGACUUGAGGAGAGCGUGAAAACGACUGUGGGGGAGAACCCUGUCGUUGUGUACUCCAAAACCUGGUGCUCAUACUCAUCUGAAGUGAAGUCAUUGUUCAAGAGGCUCGGAGUUCAGCCACUGGUUAUUGAAUUGGAUGAACUUGGUCCACAAGGGCCACAACUGCAGAAGGUGCUGGAGAGACUCACUGGACAGUAUACCGUUCCAAAUGUUUUCGUUGGAGGCAAGCACAUCGGCGGCUGUACAGAUACCCUGAAGCUGUACAGGAAAGGAGAACUUGAACCCAUGUUAGCUGAAGCCAACGCUCAAAGCCCACAGAGCUAAGAGAUGAUGAUGAUGAAGCGACAUAUGCUCGCUGUCUUGUUGAAAAUUCGGUGAUGUCGUAAGAGCUCGUUAAGGUUAAUCUCGAACUCAUUCAUUUAGUAAUCUCAAGAACUUUCUUUAGUAGUAGCCAUUUAUUUAGUUCCCAAUGGCAUAGUUACAUGCAAAGUUAAUGUCCUUUUGCUCUGAAAGCUCUAAGCUUUGUUUUGAACAUGCCAUGUCUGUACGGUCCAAUCCAAUGAUGCUACAAUUCCCAUUUCAA